AACCUCUCACUGUUGCGUAAGUACACAAAACUCUCUUCGUAUUUGACAAUCUCAACACUACUCUUUUUCUCUCCUUGCUUAGACCAAAACAAAGGCAAAGGAGACUUGAACAAAGAUCAAUUCCCCUGCCCAUUUCCUUCUCUUGUUAACCUUUCAUCUCACUGCUCUCUCUCUCUCUCUCUCUCUCUCUGAGUGUGAGUGUGUGUGCAAGCUCUUAAAAUAACCAAGAAGGUUCGAGAAGUACUAUUAUAUAUUUAUUAUUAUAUCCCAUAUCCUUACUCUCUUUCUAAACUCCAAAUGGGAAAUGAAUACGAUCGAUUCCCCCAUCAAAAACUGAAUCUCCAUUCAAGAAACACAUUCUUGCCCAUGUUGUGUUCAAAACCAUCCAUCAAAGAUGUUAUAAUUCCCAAAUGGGAAGAUCGCUGUGUGUCCUUCUCCAGCGACCCUUUGUCCCCCAGAAUCAGCUGCAUGGGCCAAGUGAAAAGGAACAACAAAGUAGUUGGCUUUCCAGCUACUCACAGCAAGCUCAACCAAAACACCAGACAUAGUACUAACAACAUCAUCAACAACAAUAACAGUGUCAAGUACUCCAAGCUCAAGAAAAUGUUCUCUAGCAAAAACCUGCCCACCACAGUGGCCACCACCACCACUGCUAGCUGUGGAAGCAGGAGACAAGUGAGCAUGACUGGUAGCAAUGAGAAUCGUACUUGUAUAAGCAUUGUUGAUAUGGAUCCUCCAUUGCCAGUCAUCAAGAAGGAGCAAAAGCCUCAAGGAGAGGAUGCAGACAGUCUUUGGAAGAGAAGAUCUGGUGGGGUUGCACUGAAAACUUUACAGCUUCAACAAAUUCAUCAUACUAGGCAUCAUCUUCAACCUACCACAGUUUGAUGAGAAAAUUUCAUUGAGAGGUGAGUGAGAUAGAAUUGAUGCAUAAGAAAAGGGGGAGAAAAAAAGUAAUGUAAAUGUUCUCAGUUAGUUUUUACAAAUUUUUUAUUAUAUUAUUAUUUAAUCCUGUGCUCAAAAUUUGGUGCUGCUGAUCAUGAUGUAUGUGGUUACUGUUCUCAUGUAGAUCCAGGGAUUUUUUUUUUUUUUUUCUUCUUAAACAUAAUAAAUGAGUCAAUGAGAAAAGCCACCAGUAGAUCAUCCUGCCUGAA
Quercus robur (English oak) is the source of this 1151-nucleotide messenger RNA. RefSeq lists its product as uncharacterized. Bases 298 to 885 code for a protein of 195 amino acids. The record is from RefSeq and is a predicted model, not a curated record. The transcript has a single exon. NCBI's taxonomy places the organism in Eukaryota, Viridiplantae, Streptophyta, Magnoliopsida, Fagales, Fagaceae.